Molecule: messenger RNA, 1818 nt
Organism: Trichosporon asahii var. asahii CBS 2479
Lineage: Eukaryota; Fungi; Basidiomycota; Tremellomycetes; Trichosporonales; Trichosporonaceae
Exons: 2
Coding region: 1-1818 (605 amino acids)
Biological process (GO): post-translational protein modification
Cellular component (GO): membrane
Molecular function (GO): dolichyl-diphosphooligosaccharide-protein glycotransferase activity
Source: RefSeq, a predicted model, not a curated record
AUGGCUUCCUCUGGAGCUGCUCUGCUCUCCGCCGCCUUCAUUGGUAUCGUUCCUGGCUACAUCUCUCGUUCAGUGGCCGGAUCUUACGACAAUGAAGCCAUUGCCAUCUUCCUCCUCAUGUCGACCUUCUACCUCUGGAUCAAGGCUCUGAAGACUGGCUCGACCUUCUGGGGCACCUGGGCUGCCCUGUUCUACGGCUGGAUGGUUGCCGCCUGGGGAGGAUACGUGUUCAUCACCAACAUGGUGCCCCUUCACGUCUUCGUGCUCCUGCUCAUGGGCCGCUACAACAACCGUAUCUACUCGGCGUACUGCUCGUGGUACGUCCUGGGUACCAUUGCCUCCAUGCAGGUCCCCUUCGUCGAGUUCCUUCCGAUCCGUACCUCAGAGGGUAUGGCUGCUCUGGGAGUCUUCGGCCUUCUCCAACUCGUUGCCUUUGUCGAGACCUGCCGUCGUCUGGUUCCCGACAAGGCCUUCACUGUCCUUCUUCGUGCCUUCGUCGUUCUCGUCGCCGUUGUCGCCUUCAUCGCCCUCGUCCUUCUCACCUUCUCCGGCUGGAUCGCCCCAUGGACCGGCCGUUUCUACUCUCUUUGGGACACUGGCUACGCCAAGGUUCACAUGCCUAUUAUUGCCUCCGUGUCUGAGCACCAGCCCACCGCCUGGCCUGCUUACUUCUUCGACCUGAACUGGCUUAUUUGGGUCUUCCCCGCCGGUCUCUUCUGGUGCUUCCGCUGGCUCCGUGAUGAGCACGUCUUUGUCAUCAUCUACGCCGUCUUCGCCGCCUACUUCUCGGGUGUCAUGGUUCGUCUCAUGCUCGUCCUGACCCCGGUCGUUUGUGUUUCUUCGGCUAUCGCGAUCUCCAAGCUCCUCGAGGCUUACCUCGACCCGAAGCUCGAGGUCGAGGAGGCUGCUGUGGCAGCUCCGACCAAGAAGGCCGCCAAGAAGGGCAAGCCUGCUGAGACAUCCGCUUUCCAGUUCACCGGCUUCAUGGCUGGCAAGAAGGCUAGCGGCGUUUGGUCGUGGGAGUCGCGUGCUCUCGUCGUCGGCGUGCUCAUGUACUUCAUGAUCUUCUUCGUGAAGCACUGCACGUACGUGACUUCGACCGCGUACUCGUCGCCUUCCGUGGUGCUUGCGUCGCGCAACCAGGACGGCUCGCAGAACAUCAUCGACGACUUCCGCGAGGCGUACUACUGGCUGCGCCAGAACACCGAGAAGGAUGCCGUUGUCAUGUCAUGGUGGGACUACGGCUACCAGAUUGCUGGCAUGGCCGACCGCGCGACGCUCGUCGACAACAACACGUGGAACAACACCCACAUUGCCACCGUCGGCAAGGCGAUGGCCUCGAACGAGGACAUUGCAUACCCGAUCCUGCGCCGCCACGAUGUCGACUACGUGCUCGUCAUCUUUGGUGGCCUGCUCGGCUACUCUGGCGACGACAUCAACAAGUUCCUCUGGAUGGUCCGCAUCGCCCAGGGCGAGUGGCCCGAUGAGGUGCAGGAGGCCAAGUACUUUACGCCACGGGGCGAGUACGCCGUUGACGACCGGGCGUCGCCGACGAUGCGCAACUCGCUCAUGUACAAGAUGACGUACCACCGCUUCCCCGAGCUGUAUGGCGGGCACCCGGCACAGGACCGGGUGCGCGGCCAGCGCAUUCCCGAGCACGGGACGCACGAGCAGCUCGAGACGAUUGAGGAGGCGUUCACGUCCGAGAACUGGAUCGUCCGUAUCUACGCGGUCAAGAAGGAUGACCCCUUCGGCCGUAAGCACAAGGACGCCAUCCAGUUCAACAAGGGCUUCCUCCGCCAGGGAGACAGUAAGUAG